Molecule: messenger RNA, 239 nt
Organism: Bipolaris maydis ATCC 48331
Lineage: Eukaryota; Fungi; Ascomycota; Dothideomycetes; Pleosporales; Pleosporaceae
Source: RefSeq, a predicted model, not a curated record
AAUUCAUGACAGCAGAACACGAAGAAACCUAGUUUCUGCCUUCAUGUCCCUGCCACGCCUGUUUCCCUCCCUGCCUCACCUCGUUACCUCCCCUCACACUUCCCCCGCUGUCAUACCCGUCUUCCCCCUCCUCUCCGUUCGCUUCCUCGCUCUCCGUUCGCUUCCUCGUUCUCCGGCCACCGCCGCCGCAUCCGGAUGCCUAAAGGAGGUAGAGCCUAAAGGAAACGAGUGACAUUCCC